Molecule: messenger RNA, 1140 nt
Organism: Penicillium roqueforti
Lineage: Eukaryota; Fungi; Ascomycota; Eurotiomycetes; Eurotiales; Aspergillaceae
Gene: alkA
Product: DNA-3-methyladenine glycosylase II
Exons: 3
Coding region: 1-1140 (379 amino acids)
Biological process (GO): DNA alkylation repair; base-excision repair; base-excision repair, AP site formation
Cellular component (GO): nucleus; protein-DNA complex
Molecular function (GO): alkylated DNA binding; DNA-7-methylguanine glycosylase activity; DNA-3-methyladenine glycosylase activity
Source: RefSeq, a predicted model, not a curated record
AUGUCACUCAGACGCUCAGCCCGACUUGCUUCCGUCCCAACCAUCAAGUCACCGCUACUCCAAAGCUCAGCUCCGAGCGAAGCAAGAGUCCAACACAGCGCAGUGACAAAGCCUCGCAAGGCACCCACAAAGACCAACAAAUCAGACAAGAAACCUACAAAUACAAAACCAAAACCAAAAACAGGGACCUCCUAUUGGUCCCCGGAGCCUGCAGUCGCAGAGAAACAAGAAACAGACAACCAACUCUCACCCACUAACCCCACGAUAUUCAGACCCCAGACCCCCCCUCCCCUCGACCGUCCCGUCGACCCGCACCGAACAAACGCAAUCCUCAUAACCCCCCACGGCUCAACAGUAAACGCCUACCCAGCGCACGCGGAAGAUGCCUCCCCCUCAAAAACCGGACUUCCACGGCCAACAGCCACAACAGGGACACUGCUCGAGAAAGCCACCGCGCACCUCAUAGCAACAGACCCGCGCAUCGCAGUAGUGAUCGAGCAGCAUCCAUGUCCGCUCUUCUCGCCGGCCGGCCUGGCAGAGGAAAUCGACCCCUUUAACAGCCUGACCAGCAGCAUCAUCGGCCAGCAAGUCUCUGGCGCGGCAGCAAAGUCUAUCCGGAACAAGUUCCUGUCACUGUUUGAUUUGCCCGAUACUGUUGCGCCUGAUGGGCAUAGACAUGCCAAAUUCCCGACUCCGGAUCAGGUUGCCAAGUGUGAUAUCGCUACCCUGCGCACGGCGGGGCUGUCGCAGCGCAAGGCGGAGUAUAUCCAGGGUCUUGCGGAGAAGUUUGCUAGUGGGGAGCUUGGGGCGAGGAUGUUGGCGCGGGCUACUGAUGAGGAGCUUUUUGAAAAGCUUAUUGCUGUUCGGGGGUUGGGGAAGUGGUCGGUUGAGAUGUUUGCUAUGUUUGCGCUUAAGCGCAUUGAUGUGUUUUCUACUGGGGAUUUGGGAGUACAGCGAGGCUGCGCUGCCUUUAUGGGUCGUGAUGUGAGCAAACUUAAGGGCAAAGGUGGUGGUAAGUUCAAAUAUAUGGCUGAAAAGGAUAUGCUUGAACUUGCUGCCAAGUUUGCACCAUAUAGGAGUCUGUUCAUGUGGUAUAUGUGGCGGAUUGAGAACGUUGAUGUUGCUGUUCUUGGCGGUUAA